Messenger RNA from Erigeron canadensis, 489 nucleotides. RefSeq lists its product as uncharacterized. The transcript has a single exon. The coding region runs from base 1 to 489 and encodes 162 amino acids. Lineage: Eukaryota; Viridiplantae; Streptophyta; Magnoliopsida; Asterales; Asteraceae. The record is from RefSeq and is a predicted model, not a curated record.
AUGGACAACACCUCCACUACCCUUUCCAAUCCAUCUUCUCAAAAGUUGCAUCGUAAAAAAACAAAAAAAACAACAUCAAUUGCGAUUAAGGUUUUAAAGGCACCGUUACGUGCCAUAUGCAAGAUUCGGGACAUGUACAUAUUGGGUAUGUACAAAUGUGCGGCUGGAAUGGGUGAACCAACGAAUGUGUACACAUCAAGUUUGCCAAAAAGCUAUAGCACCACGUCCUCAAGAGCCGACGAUGAUUACGCCGAGCUCAUACGUAUUGCUUCCACUAGAAGUUUGACUAAGUUGGAUCCAGAGUUUCUCCAGCGACAAAAGACGACGGUCGUGGCACGUAGCCAAAGUUUGGCUUUUGGUAGAAUUGAUGAAGACAAGACUUGUGAUUAUUUUGGGGAUGAUUUUAAGUUAAAUAAUUCUGAUCACCAUCAGAUGUUUCCUAGGAGUAAAAGUCAUGCAGCACCACCACUUACAAGAAUGUCUAUCUGA